Ctenocephalides felis (cat flea) is the source of this 1662-nucleotide messenger RNA. Its product is annotated as probable G-protein coupled receptor Mth-like 1. Gene Ontology annotation, biological process: G protein-coupled receptor signaling pathway. The record is from RefSeq and is a predicted model, not a curated record. Gene Ontology annotation, molecular function: G protein-coupled receptor activity. Gene Ontology annotation, cellular component: membrane. The coding region runs from base 1 to 744 and encodes 247 amino acids. The transcript has 5 exons. Lineage: Eukaryota; Metazoa; Arthropoda; Insecta; Siphonaptera; Pulicidae.
AUGCCAAUUAAUUCUUGCAAUGUUAAUGUACCAGAAACCGAGUUUCCUUUCAGGGAUUUCCGUCCAAGUUCCCUAGAAAAGGGCCAAGAAUCCUGUCGUCUGAGGGCCUAUGCGGCCUAUGCCUGGGGCGGCCCUUUAUUGAUAGCAGGUUGUGCAGCCCUGUUAGACAAUGUUCCUGAUUCUUCAUCAGGAUCUGGUGGCCCAUCAGUUCUUAGGCCCAAAUUUGGAGAGGAGAGGUGCUGGUUUUCUGGUGAUUUGGAAAUCUUGACAUACUUCUACGGACCAAUUGGAUUGCUCCUUUUCGUCAACUUAUUGCUGUUUACAUCAACAGCAAGACAACUCACCUGCGGUCUUUGGAAACGAGAAGAAGUCAAAUCUACCACAGAAAGGGCUGCUCUUGGAAGGGUUUGUAUGAAACUGGUGGUCGUCAUGGGUGUGACGUGGAUUGCAGAUGUCAUAUCUUGGGGCGUUGGAGGGCCACAUUAUAUCUGGUACGCUACUGAUCUUAUCAACGCCUUGCAGGGGGUCCUGAUCUUCAUUGUUGUCGGUUGUCAACCACAGGUUUGGGCAGCCCUAAAAAGGCUUUACGCAGACCACUGUUGCCACAGGACAACGAGCAAUCCGAAUGCCCCACAACAUUCUUCGAGUUCUGUUGGAGGCCUACCAUCGAUUGGAGACUCUGUCACACACAAUACCACAGCUAAUGUUACCACGAAUAAAAUACCAAUGGAGACUGUUUGUUAAAACAUAAGAAUAAUCAUGGUAAACGAUGGAUGAUGGUACAGUUUCUAUGAUACCAUUGUUUUCGAGGUGCAAGUCAGGAAUCGAUGGAUUUCUGGUAAAGUUGUAGAUGGAAGUACUGAUGAGUAUGUAUAGAAGGAUUAUAUUAAUUUGUUUAAGGUUGAAAUGGAAAUUGUUGCUUAAGAGCAACUGUUUGGAUAUGGGUAAUAGUCAUAUUUUUAGUAAAAUAUUGAUGCAAACGGCCUGAAUUCUUGGCUAUGAUAAAAUGAGGCAAAACCGAUGGCAAAUUUGUAAUCAGCUCGUCGAGACCUUUCAUUUGAUAUGUCACAUGCAAAAAGUUGUUCGAGAUUUGCCUUUAGGCAAGUUGCCAAUUUCUUACUCGAUAUUAAAAACUAACCAGCACAGCUAUUUUCUUAUAUGAUGAAAUUGUGAAAAAAUAGAUGCCAUAUUCGUAAUCAGCUCGUCGAGCCCUUUCAUUUGAUAUGUCACAUGCAAAAAGUUGUUCGAGAUUUGCCUAUAGGCAAGUUGCCAAUUGGUAACUCAAUAUAAACUCAACCUAUUAGCACACGAAUUUUCUUAUUUGAUAAAAUAAGGAAAAACCGAUAUCAUAUUCGUAAUCAGCUCAUCGAGACGUUUCAUUUGAUAUGUCACAUGCAAAAAGUUGUUCGAGAUUUGCCUUUAGGCAAUUUGCCAAUUUUUCACUCCAUCAAAAACCAGCCAGCAUAACAAUUUCUUUAUAUGGCAAAUCAUCGAAAAACCGAUGUCAUAUUCGUUAUCAGCUCAUCGAGCCCUUUUCAUUGAUAUGUCACAUGCAAAAAGUUGUUCCAGAUUUGCCUUUAGGCAAGUUGCCAAUUUUUCACUCAAAAUAAACAACCAGCCAGCAUAGCAUUUUCUUUAUAUGACAAAAUAAGGGAAAACCGA